CAAGCAGCCGCACACUUCCUCAAAAAAAACAGUGCAGCAGCAUGAAACCUGGCGAUCGCUCCUCUGCUGGACAUUUAUUGACCCACCUUUGAAACUUCACUUGAGAUAAUAUUUAACAGCAAAGCCCCAGAGUGUCGCAUAACUUUAGUGUUCUCCGCGCUUGUGGCCGACUGGAUCGAUGGAGUGGUGAUUUGGAUUGGAUAUUGGUUUUUAACGCAUCACAUAAGUGCAGGAAGAAAUGGUUUCCAUCGCCAAGGUGCUCCUCGGAGUUUUUGGAGCAGCGGUCGUCGUCAUUCUGAUAGCGGUACCCACGGCUAUAUAUUUAAAAGAGGAUCAGGGGGGGAACAAGAAUCAAAGAUCCUUCACCCUGGAGGAUGUUUUCAACAGUUCGCUGAAACCAAAGUCCUACAGCAUGAGGUGGAUCUCAGAUCAUGAGUAUCUCCAUAAGGCCCAAGGCUCGGUCUACCUCCACAACGUGCUCACAGGAAACGCCACAGAGUUCUUGAGCCGGGACAAGUUCAAUGAAAAAAACGCUUAUGAUUACCAGCUGUCUGCUGACCGCAGAUACGUCGCUUUCAUGAGCAACCAUUCCAAGCUGUGGAGGCAUUCAUUUACAGCUUCAUAUUCCCUGUAUGACCUGGAAUUAGACAAAUUCCUCACACCCUCUGACAUGCCAGAUGAAGUCCAGUACUUUGCCUGGGCUCCCCAAGGGAACAAACUGGCUUUUGUUUGGAAAAAUAAUGUGUAUAUAAAGACCAGACCCGAGGCCCCAACACUGCAAGUCACGUUCAAUGGAGAGGAGAAUCAGAUUUUAAAUGGGAUCCCAGACUGGGUGUAUGAGGAGGAGAUGUUCUCGUCCAAUCAGGGCCUCUGGUGGUCACCUGGAGGGAAGCACAUGGCAUACGUUGAGUUCAACGACACAGAGGUCCACACGAUAGAGUACUCCUGGUACGGCGAGAACCAGUACCCCAGCACUGUUUCCAUUCCAUACCCAAAGCCAGGUACUCCUAACCCUGUCGUGAAGCUGUUCGUUGUGGACACUGACAACACCACAAAAAUUACCCAGGUGCUUGUUCCAGCCUCUUUCAGCUCCAGCGAGCACUACUUGGCCUCUGUUACUUGGGUGACAGAUGAGCGUAUUGCUGUCCAAUGGCUGAAGAGAGUACAAAACCAGCUCAUCCUUCAAAUCUACAGCCUUAGUGGAUCCAGUUGGAAUCCUGCUGAGGAUCUGAACGUGAUCAGCACCACAGGCUGGAUUGGACGGUUCUCUCCACCAGAACCUGUUUUUGCUGCAGACAAGAACAGUUAUUACCUGCUGAUGAGUGACUCCAAAGGGUACAAGCACAUCCAUCAUGUCGUUGGGGGAACAGCUACACCAGUCACAUCUGGAGAAUGGGAAGUCGUUGACAUCCUGAAAGUCACUGCAGAUAGUGUAUAUUAUUCAAGUAACCAGGAGGGAGGCAAACCAGGAGGAAGGAACGUUUACAAGUGGACCAAAGAAGCGACCACGUGCCUGACUUGUGCGUUACACGGGGAAGAAUGUCAAUAUAACUCAGCUUACUUCAGCCACAAUGCCUCCUUCUACCGAAUGAGCUGCAGUGGUCCGGGCGUUCCUUUCCAUUCUCUCAUGAAUAACACGAAUAAUAAAGAGCUGAAACCUUUGGAGGACAAUAAAGCAUUUAGCAACCUUAUAUCUAACAUCCACAUGCCCACCAUGUACCGUGACAGCAUCACACUUGGCGGAUACAAUCUCUGGUUCCAGAUGUUUUUGCCUCCAGGCUUUGAUAAAUCCAAGAAGUACCCUUUGCUGAUAGAUGUGUACGCAGGUCCCUGCAGUCAGAAAGCAGACUUCAUCUACAGGGUGAGCUGGUCCACUUACCUGGCCAGCACGGAGAAAAUCAUCGUAGCCAGCUUUGAUGGAAGAGGAAGCGGUUACCAGGGCGACAAGUUAAUGCAUGAAAUCUACAAACGUCUGGGAACCUAUGAGGUGGAAGAUCAGAUAACAGCAGCCAAGGAAUUCAUCAAAAUGGGCUUCAUUGACAAAGACAGAGUUGCUAUUUGGGGCUGGUCUUACGGAGGAUACGUAACGUCAAUGGCCCUGGGAGCCGGCAGUGGAGUUUUCAAAUGUGGGAUGGCUGUGGCUCCGGUUUCCAAAUGGGAAUAUUAUGAUUCCAUCUACACGGAGCGUUACAUGAUGGAGCCGUCACAGAAUCUUGACGCCUACAUUAACUCUACAGUAACUGCCAGGGCCUCGAAUUUCCAUUCAGUGCAGUAUCUUCUGGUGCAUGGAACAGCUGAUGACAACGUUCAUUUCCAGCAGGCGGCUGAGAUCUCAGAGGCUCUGGUGGAGGAGCAGGUGGACUUUGAAGCAAUGUGGUACACGGACAAGGAUCACGGGCUCGGCGGCUCGGCCUAUCAACACGUCUACACCCACAUGAGUCACUUCCUGCGGAGGUGCUUUGCUUGAAAUCCACUGGAUCAUCAACAUCUUUUUUUUUUUUCUUUUAAUAUCUCUUGUAAAUUAAAAAAAAAAAAUUCCAGAUGUCGAGGAAAAAAGUUAAAGUAAAAAAAAACUCAUUUUGAGCAGGAAGCUGAAAAGUACAAAGUCAUCAUGUCAAAGUCAAAAAGCAGGAAGAGCACAGAUAAAAUACUGUGAAGGCUGAUGAGUGAAACUGCAUCUGAGGGCUUUUAUAGUACUGUAUUAAACGAUGCACUUAGUGAUUUUAUACACUUUUACUAAAUUUGGGAGACUGUAGACUAUUUAAUGUCAUUUUUUUUUCUUUCUAAAAUAAUAAAGAACAAUGUAAACUCUUUCUGUUUGAAAUAUGUCUUUGCCUAGAAAUUAUAUGAGAGGCUUUAUUUCAUAAAUAAAUGGAUUCUUAAGGGGUCUGUGUAUUUAACAGUCAGUUGGAUCGCACAGCAAAAUUAUACCCUGAGCAGAGCCGACUCAGCGCUGUGUUGUCCUAAAACCUUACCGGAAUUUGUCCAAAAUAUUUUAAUAUAUUAAAAAAAAAAAAAAAAAAAAAA
This is a messenger RNA of Toxotes jaculatrix (banded archerfish), 3027 nucleotides long. RefSeq names its product dipeptidyl peptidase 4-like. The transcript is spliced from 26 exons. The record is from RefSeq and is a predicted model, not a curated record. NCBI's taxonomy places the organism in Eukaryota, Metazoa, Chordata, Actinopteri, Toxotidae. Gene Ontology annotation, biological process: proteolysis. Gene Ontology annotation, molecular function: dipeptidyl-peptidase activity; serine-type endopeptidase activity. The coding region runs from base 239 to 2467 and encodes 742 amino acids.